CAUACUGCUGUCACGACUUGUCAGUAAAUAUCAGUGCCAGUCUCAUUAUUGCUUUUACAGCUCUCUCAGCGCACUGCAUUUAUUCUCAAGGGGAGGAGACAUGAUGUUCAGCUAAAACUCCUGUGAGAAUAUUGCUUUUACAGCGGAAGGAAACUGCUCGGACAGCCCGUGGAUGCGGCGCCGUGUUCCUGCCGCCGGCACUGUGUCCCCAGGCGUGGACGCGGAGAGCGAUGAGGACUCCUUCGAAGUGAUGGACCUGACCGACUACACCAGGCAUCACCAGUGGUGGAGCCGCGUCUUCGGCAACAACUCGGGGCCCAUUGCCGAGAAGUACUCUGUGGCCACGCAGAUCGUGAUGGGUGGAGUAACCGGCUGGUGUGCAGGAUAUCUGUUUCAGAGGGUUGGGAAGAUUGCAGCCACAGCUGUUGGUGGAGGAUUCCUUCUGUUACAGAUUGCAAAUCACAGUGGCUACGUGCAAGUUGACUGGAAGAAAGUUGAAAAGGAUGUUAAUAAAGCAAAGAAAUGCCUAAAGAAGAAGGCUAAUAAAGCUGCACCUGAGAUAAAUACAUUUAUUGACGAGGCCACAGAGUUUGUGAAGAGGAACAUUGUCCUCUCUAGUGGAUUUGUGGGAGGAUUCCUGCUGGGACUAGCCUCCUAAAAACCUGUCGGUUACCACUGGACAGAUCCUCUGGAGUCUGACCUACGCACAAGACAUUGCUAUAGCUGUGCAGUAUCCUCUCCCGCCACACUUGGCGAGAAGGGUUAAACAGGUGUGCGCCUGGCUUGCGGGGACGAGGCCUGAACGCAGCGCUGCAGUGAUGCUCCCAGCUGAUCCACUCACCCCGAGCCCUGCCCACAUACUGUGCCUCUAUAGUUCCCGUUGUACAACCUCCGAACACAGAGCAGCACAACACACAGUAAACCAACUGAGUACUGUAUGAUAGAUGGGCCUUAUUCAUCUCAUUGUGAUCCAUAUACGUAUAAUAUGCGUACUCUUUACUUGCCAGGAGCAAGGUGGCACCUUGGUUACACACUCCUGUCUUUGAUUAUGUGUAGAAAACACUAACAUUUCAUUAUGUCUACUGUCAACAGCAUUUAAAACUGUGUUCAUUUCAGAUAUACUUUCUCGACACGUUGCCUAUUGAACGGUGCAAUAUUAGAUGUUAAGUGCAAUGUUAUUUUUUUCUGUGCCAAGUAAA
Scleropages formosus (Asian bonytongue) is the source of this 1199-nucleotide messenger RNA. RefSeq names its product FUN14 domain containing 1 (gene fundc1). The transcript is spliced from 5 exons. The record is from RefSeq and is a predicted model, not a curated record. Lineage: Eukaryota; Metazoa; Chordata; Actinopteri; Osteoglossiformes; Osteoglossidae. Gene Ontology annotation, biological process: autophagy of mitochondrion. Gene Ontology annotation, cellular component: mitochondrial outer membrane. The coding region runs from base 173 to 658 and encodes 161 amino acids.